UUUCGUCAAUUUUACAAUAAUAAAAAAUAUGAUUUCAUUCUCAAUUGAAGAAAUUCAUACGCUAUCAAAGUUGGAUAGCCGCUAUUUUGGGUUCCUUGAUGUCUCUGAUGUUAAAAACGCCGAAGUAAAGACGCUAAUAAAAAAAUCUAUUACAUCUUUACAAGACGAAAUAGCCAUAUGUCGCUCCGAUGGGAUUGCAAAGCUACGUGACUUAAAACCCGUAGCUGUUCAAAACGACGUGCAACGAAAUGAAAAUGUAAAGGAAAAUAUACUUUACAUAAAUACACACAAACAUGAUAUGAACAAACAAGAGACUGCAAAAGGACAUGAAGAAGGCAUUGAAAUAGAUAUAAACACAUUCUGUAAACUCGGACAUUUGCACCUACUGCUUAAUGAAUACCCCGAAGCCCUAUCUGCCUAUCAGAAGUACCUGCAUUUUUGUGGAAAAUAUUGGCACAAUCAGUAUUUCCUAUACGGAUUAGGAAUCGUUUAUUUUAAGUUGUGCUGUUAUAAAUGGUCCAUCAAGUCAUUUCAGGAACUAAUAUACUUGAAUCCGAACUUCCCAUGCGCCAAUGAAGUUCAUUAUCGGCUUGGUCUGAUGUUAAAAGUUUACGGAAAAUAUUCAGCAGCUUUAAAACACUUUCAGCUGGCCCUAAUUGAUUCAGCGCCUUCGACUUUUUCAAAAUUUCAAGUUAAAUUUCAGAUUGCCCAUGUAUAUGAGGUACAAAAUAAACAUAAGGCCGCAAAAGUUUCCUAUGAGUUUUUAUUGGGCGAGAAAAAUUUGACAUUGGAUCUCAAAGCAAAAAUUUUAAGACAGUUAGGAUGGAUGCAUCAUUGCGUCGAAUGCCUAGGAGAAAAAAAAGAACGUGAAACUUGUGCUUUGUCAUUUUUACAAAAAUCUAUCGAAGCCAACCCAAAGUGCGGUCAGUCACUAUACUUGUUGGGAAGAUGUUUCGCCGGUAUGAAUAAAGUUCACGAUGCGUUUUUAGCAUACAGGAAUUCUGUGGAAAAAAGUGAAGGCAAUGCAGAUACAUGGUGUUCAAUUGGAGUCUUGUAUCAGCAACAAAAUCAACCUACAGAUGCACUUCAAGCGUACAUUUGUGCUGUUCAAUUAGACAAGAGUCAUAGGGCUGCUUGGACAAAUCUUGGAAUUCUGUAUGAGAGUUGCGGUCAAUUACGAGAUGCCUAUGCAUGCUAUUUAAAUGCCACAAAAAGGAUUUUAAGCAAGAACGCGCGCACUGAGGAAGAGAAUAAUGAAGGCGUUUGUGUUAAAGACGAUGCACCUCUUCUAAUGAAGGGAUUAGAUCAACGAAUUAAAUUCUUAGAAAGCCAGCUUGCAAAUGCUCCUUUACCAAGUAUAACAUCGAAAAGAAGACAACUUUGUUCAAUUGAGGAAGCGUGGAACCUUCCUAUUUCUUUAGAGAUGAACUCACGUCAACAUCAACAAUCAGUCCAAAUGCAACAAAAACAGAUGGGGAAAAGUAAUCCAGUACAGGGUCCACCGCCUCCCUACCCUUUCAACCAAGCCAAUCAAGGCCCAAUACCUGUGAAGCGGGCGAAGGAUGAUGGUGCAUACCCAGUACAAUCGGUACAUACUUCAUCACAACACCAAAUAAACAUCGUUCAGUAUUUACAACAAAAUCCAAGCACAGUUAACAACCAAAAACCACACUUUUUUCAACAAUUAGGAAAUCAAAAUCGACAAAUACAAAUGGCAGAGCGCCAGAAAAAGUCAACACUUAUUGAUACAUCUUUGACAAAUAACAAUAAAAAUACAUUGUCCGUACCAGAAAGUAUUGAAACCAUGAAUGCUUCUAACCAUUCAUUCAUAUCAAUGUCUCCGAAUAUUGUAAACGAAGAAAAUGAAUGCAAAGACUUAAUGAACGUGGACUGUAAAAGCAACUCCACUGUUUUGGGAAUAUGUAAUCAAGAAUUAAGUGCAAUCUUGUCUGAAAAAGAAUUAUCAGGCACCUUAGCGGAGGAUUUACUUAAAACACUCAAAGAAGAAGAUAAUAUGAAAAAGGGUGCCAAUGAAAAGUCGGAUGAUAUAUUUGAAGAAUUCACAAACGAUUUUCGUAAAAAUUCAAACAAUCAACUUGAAGAGGAGAAUUUAUAUAAUGACAUUGAAACACUGCCAACGUUUAAAAUUAAAAUGGACUCAAAGCAACUAGUAUCUGCUGUAAAAAUGCUGCCAAUUGAUGAACCUCCUUCUAACUAUACCGUACUCCAACUCAAUGAACCUCCUCCAUCUCCGCCGGAUUGUCCGCCGCAAAGACUAACGCGGGACCAACUUUUGCCACCAACACCUUCGGUUCACUUAGAAAAUAAAAAAAAUGCAUUCAGCCCACAGCUUCAAGAGUUUUGUUUAAAACACCCUAUUGCUGUUGUGCGAGGGUUAGCCGGCGCCUUAAAACUGGACUUGGGUCUAUUUUCAACGAAAACUUUGGUUGAAGCAAAUCCAGAUCACAGCGUGGAAGUCCGAACUCAGGUUCAUCAAUCACCGGAUGAGAAUUGGGAUAUAUCCCAAGCAAAGAAGGUUUGGGCUUGUAUUUCUCACCGAUCCCACACGACAAUAGCAAAAUAUGCACAAUAUCAAGCAUCUAGUUUUCAGGAAAGUUUGAAGGAUGAACGUGAUAAGGGCUCCGUCGGCUCUCAAGUUAUGUCAGAUUCUGACUCAAAAGACUCUGUUUCGAAUUCCAACAUAAAUAUUAAACGCAAGAGGUCGAAAAGCUCUAGUAAAAUGUUAAGGUUUGGCACGAACGUCGAUUUAUCCGAUGAACGAAAGUGGAAGCCCCAGUUAAGCGAACUACAAAAAUUGCCUGCCUUUGCUCGUGUUAUUUCAGCGGCAAAUAUGCUGUCUCAUGUCGGUCACGUUAUUUUGGGCAUGAAUACUGUACAGCUGUAUAUGAAAGUCCCAGGAAGUAGGACACCUGGGCACCAAGAAAAUAACAAUUUUUGCUCAAUCAACAUAAAUAUUGGCCCCGGCGAUUGUGAGUGGUUUGCUGUGCCAGACGCAUAUUGGGGCGGAAUUCAUAAUCUUUGUGAAAAGAAUAACAUUAGUUACUUACAUGGAUCAUGGUGGCCGGUGCUAGAAGACUUAUAUAAGGAAAACAUACCAGUUUAUAGAUUUAUACAGAAACCUGGAGACCUGGUAUGGGUGAAUGCUGGAUGCGUUCACUGGGUGCAGUCGGUUGGUUGGUGCAACAACAUAGCUUGGAACGUUGGCCCAUUGACAGCACGUCAGUACGCUCUUGCAAUAGAACGGUACGAGUGGAAUAAAUUACAGAGUUUCAAAAGUAUUGUGCCGAUGGUUCAUUUAAGCUGGAAUCUGGCAAGAAAUAUCAAAGUAUCAGACACUAAGCUGUUUGAAUUAAUAAAAAUGUGUUUAAUGCAAACCCUAAAAAAUGUUUUGCAUACACAAGCGUACGUAGCAUCUAAAGGAGUUGAAAUAAGAUUCCAUGGUCGCGGAAAGAACGAAGCUUCCCAUUAUUGUGGGCAAUGUGAAGUGGAAGUAUUUAAUGUGCUAUUCAUUAGAGAGCAGGAAAAGCGUCAUGUCGUUCAUUGCUUGGCCUGUGCAUUGAAACUUUCGCCAACACUGCAGGGUAUUGUUUGUCUGGAAGAAUACCGCUUGUCCGAGCUUCAGGGCAUAUAUGACUCUUUCACACUCUACAGGUCCCAAGGAUUUGGACAAACACCAUGAAUCAGUUAGUUGUAAGCUCUUUAAUGUAAGCUCCUUAGAAAUAAUUAAACUAAUUAUUACAACCAAUUAUAAUAAUAAGAGACCAUGCUAGCGUUAACAAAGUACAUGUCCACAAAAAAUGUUCUCAUACUACAUACAUACAUAUAUCAGUAAUUAUUUAUUUAAUAAAUUUAUAUGAAAUAAAAAAGCUAGUGAACACGA
Scaptodrosophila lebanonensis is the source of this 3901-nucleotide messenger RNA. It is a transcript of the gene Utx, whose product is annotated as lysine-specific demethylase 6A. Gene Ontology annotation, molecular function: histone H3K27me2/H3K27me3 demethylase activity; chromatin DNA binding; protein binding. The record is from RefSeq and is a predicted model, not a curated record. Gene Ontology annotation, biological process: regulation of gene expression. Lineage: Eukaryota; Metazoa; Arthropoda; Insecta; Diptera; Drosophilidae. The coding region runs from base 29 to 3700 and encodes 1223 amino acids. The transcript has 15 exons. Gene Ontology annotation, cellular component: MLL3/4 complex.